UGUAAGAAAUGAAAUAAAAAAAUCCCCUUUUUCAAUCUCUGUGCUCUUAUUUCUUUUUUAAAAGUGGAUUUCAAAGCUAACCCGAAACCCUAGCAUCUGUGAAAGCACCCCUUGCCCUCUAUAUCUGUCUGUAUCUGUACAAGUAUAGUGUGUUUAAAUAUUAUUGAUCUAUAUCUAUAAUAUUAGUGGAUCGAUGGAAGACAUGUCACUCCCGGUUCUUUUUGAACAGGCUCGCAACAUCCAUCUCCUCGCUACCGAUUCCUCCCUCCACGCCAAGGAGGAGGUGGAGAUGAGGAGGAAAGGUUGCGAAGCAUUAUUAAAAUGCGAAGAAAUGAUAAGCAAAUUAGGUUUGUUUUCAAGCAACGAGACCAAACAUGAUAUCACUACCGCUAAUCUCAAGUAUCUCUUGGUGCCGUUUUAUCUUGCUGAAUUGACAGAGAAGGCUGCACAUGAUAACAGAAUGGAGAUUUUGAAGGUUUCACAAGCAAAGUUGAAGGAAUUUCUUUCGUUCUGUGAUGCAAUGGAGCUUGUACCCGAAGAUGAGCUGGAACCUUCUGCUCAAGGUCAUAAUGCUGCUGUAGAUAGGAGAGCUAAGAAGAUUGCCCGCUUCAAGCGCCAACGUGCUGCAGAGUCAAAGCUCUUAGAAUUAAGGGAGCGCAAGGAACGACGUGGCCGCUCAACUAAAGCUUCUGCCCUAUCCUCUCCCGUCGAUACUGGAGAUGAUGACGUGUUAGAUGAUGACGGGGAAGAAGAAAGGGAGGCGUGGCUUACUACAAUCUCAUUGGCUAUUUGCAAGGCUCUCGAUCUAAUGGAAAUGCUAAAAAAAGAGGAGGAAAUGCUUUCUGCCAUAAAGGAAAAGCAAGAGCAGGAAGGCAAUACCGAAAUUUCACAGGCCAUCCUUGAAGAACGUGCUAAAACUGUAGAAGACUGGCACCGCAAUGCUGCUGCUCGAGCUCGAUACAUGAAACCCGCAGCACCUAUUACAUGUGCCACUUUUGCGCAAGAUGUUUUGGAAGGGAGGGCGAAAGUUUCACAGUCACAUGAUCACAAACACCAACCACUCAUGUUUGGACCAGCCCGUCUUGUAGGUGGAAAUAUAACAAGUGAAAGGGAAAGGAUUGCUGCACAGGUUUUCCAACCUAGUCACAGAAUGCCAACGAUGAGCAUAGAAGAAGCCGGGUUAAAAGAAAUGGAGAUGAUGAAUUCAUGGCAAGAGCAAACUGCCAAGAUGAUAGAAGAAGCCAAUACGUCAUGGCACAAUGACAAGUGGAAGCCAAGAGCAGGUGGCAGUGAUGAUGAUGAAGAUGAAGACGAUGAGGCUGCACAAGACAAGGCAAGGGCCUUCGAUGAUUGGAAAGAUGAAAACCCUCGAGGUGCUGGAAAUUCAAAGCUCACACCUUGUGGCUAGGUGUCUCUGUCAACUGAUAUGUGUCUUGCCAAAACUGAAUGGCGGAAGAUUUGUUGGUAUCUCAUGACAUGAUGCUGUUUAAAUUAUGUCAUUUGACGCCAUUUAAGGAUAGAUAUGUCUACUGUUCUGGUUACUUUUAUGUUAAAUGGUAAAACAAUAAACACUAUAAAAGAUUGUGCAUUACAAAGUUGUGUUUAUGGCUAUAUGCCUAUAUUUGAAAGGAAAACAGUCAUUUAGUUGUGCAAACUGCAAAGGUCUUGCCUAAGCAGAUUCAACAAUCAGGAAUCUGGUUUAACUGUAAAUUUAGAAGGAUUAUUGAAGUAUUUCGAUGUUGUGUUUAUGGUCAAUGUUUGUAAGAAAAA
Messenger RNA from Erigeron canadensis, 1770 nucleotides. Its product is annotated as PP2A regulatory subunit TAP46. The transcript is spliced from 9 exons. Gene Ontology annotation, molecular function: protein phosphatase 2A binding. Lineage: Eukaryota; Viridiplantae; Streptophyta; Magnoliopsida; Asterales; Asteraceae. Gene Ontology annotation, cellular component: cytosol. The coding region runs from base 194 to 1408 and encodes 404 amino acids. Gene Ontology annotation, biological process: regulation of signal transduction; regulation of dephosphorylation. The record is from RefSeq and is a predicted model, not a curated record.